This is a messenger RNA of Lineus longissimus, 672 nucleotides long. RefSeq lists its product as uncharacterized. The record is from RefSeq and is a predicted model, not a curated record. The transcript is spliced from 4 exons. NCBI's taxonomy places the organism in Eukaryota, Metazoa, Nemertea, Pilidiophora, Heteronemertea, Lineidae. Gene Ontology annotation, cellular component: membrane. Bases 118 to 594 code for a protein of 158 amino acids.
UCAAGGCCAGCAUUGUGCUCAACUCAGGGCGUGGAUUCAAAAAGGUAGAUCUGAGAAGAUCAGAUAAAUUGGAAAUUUUUGCUUUUCCGCAGUUUUGGACGACUUUUAAUCUUAAAAAUGGGAAGAGGCGAAGAUACGGUAACCGUGGAUACGGGUUUUAUGCUCCCGAAUGGAGUUUUGAAGAUCUUUGAGACGAUUUUCAACAUCGUUGCCCUGACCCUAACAGCCAUCCGUUGGGCCUGCUCCUACAGACGUCGCUACUCAUACGAGGACCGCGAAGCGUGCGCCUCCAGUCACGAUUUCAUCCUAGCAACGACUAUCAUCUUCUUCCUAUUAACGCUAAUUCUCUUCUUGCUCUUCCUGUUCCGCGCUCCGGUAAAAUGUGGCGGGAAAAGAGUGUGGACCAUUAUUGAUGCCGUCCAUAACGCCCUCGCAGUCUUGUUUUAUUUCGUAGCCUUUAUAAUGGCGUGCGUGUGGGCGGGGAGGUACGACUACAUGAUAGCAUUAGCGGUUUUCUGUGUCAUCAACUUCAUCUGCUACCUCCUCAGCCUGGUCUUCGCUUCCUUGGAGUUGUGCGGACGUCGGGUCGGCUAGCCAAUCAAAUCACACAAGUGCAAUAUUUCUUGUUUUAUAUAAACUAUUUAUUGUUAUACAUGUGUAUCCUGCGGUACC